AUGCUCGCGUUUUUUUUACGGCCGAAAUCGGAUAACGGGUAUUCUCUCCGCGACGAUAAUCUAGCCUACGUCCGCCGUUGCGGAGAAACUGUAUUUGCAUUUCCUCCGCCCGCAGUCCUGUCCCGAGCUACUUUUAUUCAUUCUAUUAUUCCGGUGGAUGAACCACGGUUUAAAAUCAACCUUCGAAUCAAUCAGAUGAGAGUUUCUCCAAGAUUAUUCAAUCUCUUGCCGGGCUCUUCCUAUCAUCUACGUCCCUACCCUAAUUUACGGUUCUUCUUAUACUGCAACUCCGGUCCGAUUGUCUCCUUCCCAACUGCAGCGUAUACAACAGCACGCACGAUGUCGUCCUCGUCGUCGUCUUCGUCUUCUCCAAAAACCCUCGAGGAGAAGCUUGAGGCGCUGCAUAAUUUUUCGCCUUGUGAUGUCUCCGACGCCCUGCUGAAACUGCAAAAGGGUAACCCACUUGCAGGACACCUCAAGGAUAUCACCCCAUUCUCCCCCUUCAUCGGCCGCCAAUCCGGCCAACCGAAGAUCAUCGCCCCCGUCUCAACAUUCAGAUUCAUCCCCAAAGACGCCCCAACGCCCGAGGUCGAGUCCCUAGAGAAGCACGGCUUCCCUCCGGGCAAGCACUGGGUAGACUGGGCGCAGCCGGGGACCGUCGUCGUGAUCGAGCAGCCAGCGGGGCAGUCCUGCGCCGCGCUGGGCGGGAUCAUGGCUGCGCGGCUGAAGUAUCUCGGCGUCAAGGCGGCUGUUGUUGAUGGGAGAGUGAGGGAUUUGGCCGAGUUGCAUGGGUCGGGGUUGCAUGUCUGGGCACGCGGAACAUCAACCGUCGGCACCGGCGCAGAAGCCAAACCUGGGGAGCGCGACGUGCCCAUCUCCUUCGGAGGAGUCACCAUCUCACCCAACCCACUGAUCAUGUCUGUAUUAAUGCUGCAGGGCGACAUCAUCAUCUGCGACGCCCUCGAAGGCGUCGUCGUCAUCCCACGCGCCCUGCUCGACGACGUGCUGGCGCUGAUGCCGCAGCUCGUGGAGCAGGAUGACAAGGCCAAGGCGGAUGUUGAGCAGGGCGUUUCGGUGUUUGAGGCGUUUAAGAGGCAUCGGACGUUGAAAUAG
Molecule: messenger RNA, 1113 nt
Organism: Rasamsonia emersonii CBS 393.64
Lineage: Eukaryota; Fungi; Ascomycota; Eurotiomycetes; Eurotiales; Trichocomaceae
Product: DlpA domain protein
Exons: 7
Coding region: 1-1113 (370 amino acids)
Source: RefSeq, a predicted model, not a curated record